CGCAAAUUUGCACACCAUGGGCAUCAACCUAGCCCUAACGAGAAUAAGUAGGCUUCUACUGAUUUUGGGAAACCCCCAUGUCAGCAGCUACAAGUCUAUUCACAUAGCAGGGACAAAUGGUAAGGGUUCCACCGUGGCCUACAUUUCCUCGAUUCUUACCGCUUCUCGCAUCCGCAACGGGAGGUUCACCUCACCGCAUCUACUUUAUUAUAACGAUUGUAUUUCCAUAAACAACGAAACAUAUCCAUUGGGAAAGUUCCACGAAGUGUCCGAGCUAGUAAAGCAGCAGAACAAGAUACACGACGUAGGGUGUACGGAGUUCGAAUUGUUGACGGUGACGGCAUUCAAGAUCUUUGAGUUGGAGAAGGUUGAAUAUGCGGUGAUAGAAGUGGGGUUGGGAGGCCGGCUCGAUGCUACCAACGUGUUGGAGCCAUUUGGUGGCCAGCAUAAGGGUGGUGUGAUUGUCUGUGGAAUCACCAAGAUCGGUAUUGAUCAUGAGCAGUUUUUGGGAUCAACAUUGAGCGAAAUCGCUUCUGAAAAAGCAGGCAUAAUCAAAACCGGUAUUCCUUGCGUAGUGGACGGGACAAAUAGUGAAGAGGUCUUGGAGACCAUACGACAGAAGGCUGCUGAGUGUGGGAGUACAGUGCAUAUUGUGAAUGGAACAACGAGUUCUUCCUUUUCAGAGUAUACUCAAGAACAGGUCCAAGAUCUUCGUUCAAAGUCGCCAUUAAAAGGAAACUACCAGCUCCAGAACUUGAGUGUGGCUCUCAGGUUGGUAGAACUUCUCAAGGCCAAAUUCAGUAGUCAGAUUACCAAGGAAUCAGUUGCAAACGGUGUCGCGAGCGUGGUAUGGCCGGGACGGCUUCAACUGGUGCGGUACAGAGGAGUGGAUAUGCUUAUCGACGGAGCCCACAACGAGAGUGCGGCCCAGGAAUUGGGCACAUACUUGCAAUCGUACCGAGACGAAGAAGGGUUAAUUAUGGUGGUAGCGUUGAGUAAGGGCAAAUCGGUCGAGAAUCUCGUUAAGUAUAUUGCCAACCAACAAAAAGACUCGAUUAUAGGCACCAAAUUCUCCCGUCCUGAAGGUAUGCCGUGGGUUUCUUCUUACGGGGUGGAAGAGGUGAUAAUGGCUGCGAAACCGCAUUUUAAAGACGUGAUUGAGUCUGACGAUAGUCAAACCGUGCAAGAUAUCUUGGACCGUAUAGUUGCCCUCAAGGCCCAAGGCGACAGCCGGAAGGUGGUUGUGUGUGGCAGUUUAUAUCUUUGUUCUGAUGUCCUCAGACUUGUAAAUAGUUAGCCAUGGCUCGAAAAUGCAUGUAACAGACGCGAAUG
Messenger RNA from Yamadazyma tenuis ATCC 10573, 1332 nucleotides. RefSeq names its product dihydrofolate synthase (gene FOL3). The record is from RefSeq and is a predicted model, not a curated record. Gene Ontology annotation, biological process: folic acid-containing compound biosynthetic process. Gene Ontology annotation, molecular function: dihydrofolate synthase activity; ATP binding; tetrahydrofolylpolyglutamate synthase activity. Gene Ontology annotation, cellular component: mitochondrion; cytoplasm; cytosol. Lineage: Eukaryota; Fungi; Ascomycota; Pichiomycetes; Serinales; Debaryomycetaceae.